This is a messenger RNA of Chroicocephalus ridibundus (black-headed gull), 4779 nucleotides long. RefSeq names its product zinc finger protein 598, E3 ubiquitin ligase (gene ZNF598). Lineage: Eukaryota; Metazoa; Chordata; Aves; Charadriiformes; Laridae. The transcript has 12 exons. The record is from RefSeq and is a predicted model, not a curated record. The coding region runs from base 180 to 2807 and encodes 875 amino acids. Gene Ontology annotation, biological process: rescue of stalled cytosolic ribosome; protein ubiquitination. Gene Ontology annotation, molecular function: ribosome binding; ubiquitin protein ligase activity.
CCGCUCUAGGCGGGAGACUCGAUGGUGGCUCCGUUGGGGAUCUGCGAGGACGGGUCUCUAUGGUGAAGAGCCGGGCGGAGAGUCGCAGGCCGGUGCGGGCGGCGCUCUAGGCCGCCUCUCUAUGGUGUGGGCUGUUGCUAGGCGGUGCGGGGCCUAGGCCGCGGCGGGUCGGCGCCGCCAUGGCCGCCUCGGCCUCCGGCGCGGCGGCGGCGGGGCCCGCGGACGGGUCGUGCGUGCUGUGCUGCGGGGAGCUGGAUGUGGUGGCCCUGGGCCGCUGCGACCACCCCAUCUGCUACCGGUGCUCGGUGCGGAUGCGGGCGCUGUGCGGCGUGCGGUACUGCGCGGUGUGCCGGGAGGAGCUGGGCCAGGUUGUCUUCGGACGGAAGCUUACGUCUUUCUCGACGAUAGCACUUAACCAGUUGCAGCAUGAGAAGAAAUAUGACAUUUAUUUUAUGGAUGGAGAGGUUUAUGCACUGUACAGGAAGCUGCUGCAGCAUGAGUGCUCUUUGUGUCCAGAUGCGAAGCCAUUCAAUACCUUUGCAGAUCUGGAACAGCACAUGAGGAAGCAGCAUGAACUCUUCUGUUGUAAGCUCUGUGUUAAACACUUAAAGAUUUUUACUUAUGAACGGAAAUGGUAUUCUCGUAAGGACCUCGCCCGUCAUCGAAUCCAUGGAGAUCCAGAUGACACCUCCCAUCGUGGGCAUCCCCUGUGUAAAUUUUGUGACGAGCGUUAUUUGGAUAAUGAUGAGUUACUGAAACACCUAAGACGAGAUCAUUAUUUUUGUCAUUUCUGUGACUCUGAUGGUGCUCAGGAAUACUACAGUGAUUAUGAAUACCUUCGUGAACACUUCCGCGAAAAGCACUUCCUUUGCGAAGAGGGUCGGUGCAGCACAGAACAGUUUACCCAUGCUUUCCGCACAGAAAUAGACUAUAAAGCACACAAAACGGCCUUCCACAGCAAGAACAGGGCAGAGGCCAGGCAGAACCGACAGAUAGACCUUCAGUUUAACUAUGCUCCUAGGCACCAGAGGAGGAACGAGGGUGUUAUAGGUGGAGAGGACUAUGAAGAAGUUGACAGGUAUAACAGACAAGGGAGGUCAGGCAGAUUGGGUGGCCGAGGGAGUCAGCAAAACAGAAGAGGCAGCUGGAGAUAUAAGAGGGAGGAAGAAGACAGAGAUGUUGCGGCAGCCGUCAGGGCGUCUGUAGCAGCUAAACGGCAAGAAGAGAAAAAACGGGUAGAAGACAAAGAUGACAGCAGCAGUAGAGGUAAAAAGGAGGACUUGAGGGAUUCUGAAGUGCUCAGCUCCAAACGUGCGCCCAGGUCUUCAAAUGAUGUUACAGAAGCAGCUGCUAAUGGUGCUUUAAGCCAAGAUGACUUUCCAGCAAUUGGUUCAGCAGUGGGACCUCUACAAGGCUCUGCCCAGCUCGCAGCGGUUAAGCUUAAAGAAGAAGAUUUCCCAAGCUUGUCAUCCUCUGCAGCGCCCACCAUCUCUUCUGGGAUGUCUUUGACAUAUACAGCGACUGCAAAGAAAACAGCUUUCCAAGAAGAGGAUUUUCCAGCUCUAGUGUCCAAAAUGAGACCUAACAAUAAAACAGUAACUAACAUCACAUCUGCAUGGAACAACGGUUCCAGUAAAAAUGUGGUCAAAGCCAUUAGCAACCCCUGUGUAAACCAGAUAGCCAAAAAACCAUCCUCCUUGAAUAGCACUAAAGGAAGUAAGAAGAGCAAUAAACUCUCUCAGUCAGACGAUGAAGAUGGCGGUAGUGGCUUGACAACCCAGGAGAUCAGAAACACACCAACAAUGUUUGAUGUCUCGUCCUUGCUGGCAGCUUCUACCUCACAAACUUUUACAAAAGUGAGCAAGAAAAAGAAGAUGGGUGUUGAGAAGCAGAGGCCGUCGUCCCCACACCUCUUACAGGAGACAUCGUUUCCCAGGUCAUCUACUGAAAAGCUGCCAGAAGCAGAGCGGACGUCAAACGCAUCCUCUGCUCUUCACGCCCCUGACAGAUCCACAACUGUCGUGAAUGGUCAUUCGGAAAAAUCAUUAGCGAUCUGUAGUACACCCAAAGAGCCCCCUGGCCUUAAAAAGCCCACAGUGACUAACAAAUGCCCUUUACCUCAGGAAGACUUCCCAGCUCUUGGGAGCUCAGGAUCAGCUAGAAUGCCCCCGCCACCAGGCUUUAACACUGCGGUGCUAUUAAAGAGUCCUCCUCCGCCUCCGGGACUGUCGGUGCCUGUUAGUAAACCCCCUCCAGGUUUUGCUGUUAUUCCAUCCACCAAUAUCUCUGAACCUGUCACUACAUCUUUGAAAGAGCCAAAAUCCUCUCACGGAUCAUACUUGAUUCCUGAAAACUUUCAGCAAAGGAACAUUCAGCUAAUACAAUCCAUUAAAGAAUAUCUUCAAAGCGAUGAGUCCAAGUUCAAUAAAUUUAAAACUCAUUCUGGGCAAUUCAGACAGGGUCUGAUUUCUGCUGCACAGUAUUACAAAAGUUGCCGAGAACUGCUUGGAGAUAACUUCAAGAAAAUUUUUAACGAGUUGUUGGUGUUGUUGCCGGACACAGUUAAGCAACAAGAACUGCUUUCUGCUCACAACGAUUUCAGAAUCAAAGAAAAACAAAGCUCAAACAAAUCCAAAAAGAACAAAAAGAACGUUUGGCAGACGGACUCCAACUCUGAUCUCGACUGCUAUAUCUGCCCGACGUGUAAGCAAGUACUGACUCAGCAGGACGUUGUCACCCAUAAAGCUUUGCAUAUUGAGGAUGAGGAGUUCCCUUCCUUACAAGCAAUCAGCAGAAUCAUCAGUUAGCUUUCCUGAAGACCAAUAAAAGAGUCUCUGUCUAUGAAUAUGCACUUUUUGGAAUGAGGUUUGGCAGUGUGGUGUGGCUGAGAGCCGGUGCCAGUUGAGUAGUCGGGUAACCGUUAGAGAGCCCUCUCCGUGCUGUUCAUAAAUACUGUGCAAAGGGAUCACUGGACUGCGCCGUAGCUAAUUAACAUCCAAAGUCUGAGCUUCCGAAAUGCCUGAGUAGAAUUAGGCUGAAGUGGCAGGGUGGGCAGGCAGGGGGCCACCUUUCUCCUGUAACAUGCAAUAGCUGAGAAAAUACUUUCUGAUCUGAAAACUGACGGGGACACAAUAGGGGAAUAAGCAUCUGCUUUGGGUUCUUUCUUUCUUUUUUCAGGGGGUGGGGGAAGAUUAAGAAUCACUGAAAUGAAAGGAAGCACAAAUGGCUUCCCUUAUAAUAUUCUGAUUAUUUUAUAUUUUUUUUUGUGCUAUUUCUGUGACCACGAAGAUCACAGUAGUCAGGGGUACAAAGGUGCAGGACAGGAAAAGAUGCUACUCACUGGUGAGUAAGACCGUUACAGCUGCGCGUCUGUAAACGUUGGGCUGCUCACACAGCAAAGAAAAUUCCUGUCUGAAAACGGAAUUAAUUCUACUACUUGAAGAAUUGGACUGAUCUGUGCGAUGAGUUGAACGUGAGAUUUGAAGUUGCCUCUGACCUUUUAUGUAACGUGCUCUUUAAAGAAACUUAUUUUGUAGCACUGCAUGUAGAAUAAUAACAGUAAGGCUUUACUUUCUGUAAAGCACACUUCACAGUAAUUUUAUUUAAUGACUGCCAUGUUUCUAAUUUCUUGGAUGUAUUAAUGGUGGUAGCUCCAGACAGCAUCAUCUUGGGACAUUAAAUGCUGCUGAUCAUUGACCGUGUUUAUCUGCAGUGCCUUGAAGUGCAUUUAUCUGUUUACAGUGGUCUGCGCUAACAAGGAUGAUUUGUUCAGACUGUACGGAGUGUUGACAUCCUGUCCCUCCCUUGGUGAUACCGGUCUGAAGUAGCUUUGCUUACGUUGCUCGGCAUCUCUAAAUUCCACCUCUCGGACGCAAGAGGGGAAUCUGUUCCUCGUUUUGACGCGACUCCUCCAGCAGCAGCUGUGACGGGACGGAGUGACAAGAGUCCUCCCUGCAGUGCACUUUCAUGGCUGGAAUUCAGUGUCUGAUUCUCUCCCAUCCUGGCAGACCAGGUUUAGUUAUUUUUAACGUGUGGGAAUAAAGUUGAAAUUAAUUUAUGUAAUUUUUAGUGACAAAAACACUGCUUUUAUAUAAGCAUCAUUUCUAUGAAAUUGAGCUCAGAGUAGUGCUGAAGAGCUAGUGCUGGCUACAGAAAGUUUUCCUUGCCUUACACUUCUUAUUUUCGCUUGCUGUCAGGCUGCAAAGUGCUUUUUGAUUUCUUUUUCCAAAUAAUUAAGACUGGGGUUUUUUUGAAUACCUGAACGUGUUGUGUUCAGCACAGGGGCCAGGCUGCACGCCCUGAAAAAAAUGGGGAUGGGGAGGAUUAUUUGGCUGCAUGGCUGUUUGUAAAAUGCAUGAGUACGUGACAAGUAGUAACGCUUCCGUGUUCCUGCUUCGAGUCAGGUUCCUCCGGAGCAGAGCGGGGUGUAGUUGCCCGUGACACCGCCGUGACACGACCCACGGCAGCAGCGCUUUGGUUUGAUGCCAGCUGCCCCCAAUACUUCCAGUCAGCAACUGAUCUACGCUGCCAGCUCUUUUCCCUGGCUCUUCCUUCGGUUUGUAAAGUUCGGGGGCAAUGAAAUGCGUAUUCUCUGCAGGAGCAUCUUACGUCUUCCCAUGAUUUUCAGUUAAUUUCUUCUGUGUUAGCAGAUACGUAGUUCCCACCGGGCGGGUGCUGCUGUAAGUUUCCUCGAGGCGAUCGAUCUCUCUGGCCUGAUGAUGCAGUUUCUUUGUCCCUUGUGCUCACCUGAUUAAAUAAAGUAUUACCAAAUUUUUUCCA